AUGGCGAAUAACCUAAUCAAGAUCUCUCGAGUCGGCCCUGCAACAAAUUUGGUCGACCCUCUCAUUCUCCCACUCACUUUCUUUGAUCUGGUGUGGCUGACAGACAUUCCUACGAACCGAGUCAACUUUUACAAACUCACCGAGUCAUCUAGCGACUCCUUCUACUCCGUGAUCCUCCCCAAGCUCGAGCAAUCCCUUUCCCUUGUCCUCACACACUUUCCUCCUCUCUCCGGUCACGUCAAGUGGGACCAACAAGAUCCUAAGCCGCACAUCGUCGUCUUCCCGCAAGACGUGUCUCUCUCACAGUGGCCGAGUCCGACGCUGACUUCUCUCAUGUUUCCGGCAAAGGGCUUCCAAGGCUUUUGCAUCGGAGCCACAAUCAACCAUGCUUGCUAUGGACGGCAAAACUGUGGUGAAGUUUCUCAAACAUGGGCUCACAUCUGCAAGUACGGAACAACACCGCAAGAUAUUGAUUUACCUAUGCUUUUAGAUCGUACGGUCAUCAACAUUCCAGCGGAACUCGAAUGGAAGUUCUUCAAACUCCAGCCGUAUCUCUCACAGGACAAAGCCAACGCACGUGGAGACGAAGGAGAUCGACUAGUUCCUUUCACGUUCGUUGCUGAUUUCAGAGACCGGUUAGACCCGCCGGUUCCUGUGAACUACUACGGGAACUGCGUUGUACCUAUCAGCUUCUCUGGAGACAAAGCCAAGAUGUUUUCAGGAGAAGAUGGAUUCGUCAAUGCAGUGAAGAUUCUAAGCGAUUCGGUCAAUGGUUUGAAUUCACGUGGGGCUGAGUCAAUAUGGGAGUUGUACGAGGAAGGAUUAAAAAAGAUGGAGCUAGGUAGCACACAGAAGCUGUCCGUUUCCGGGUCUAACAAGUUUGGGAUAUACGGGUCGGAUUUUGGGUGGGGAAGACCCGUUAGUACUGAGAAUAUAUCCAUCAGCCACAAUGUUCUGUUUUCUAUGUCGGAGAGGAGGGAUGAGAUUGGUGGUGUGGAGAUUGGUAUGUGUUUGAAGAAAUGUGUCAUGGAUAGUUUUAUUUCUGCGUUUCAAAAUGGAUUGUAA
Molecule: messenger RNA, 1065 nt
Organism: Microthlaspi erraticum
Lineage: Eukaryota; Viridiplantae; Streptophyta; Magnoliopsida; Brassicales; Brassicaceae
Source: the annotation of a GenBank genome assembly